AUGGCUACGAAGCAAGCUCAUAAGAGAUUAACCAAAGAGUACAAGUUGAUGGUGGAAAACCCUCCGCCAUAUAUUCUUGCCCGUCCUAAUGAAGAUAACAUUUUGGAGUGGCAUUACAUUAUCACAGGUCCUGCAGAUACUCCUUACAAGGGGGGCCAAUAUCACGGAACCUUAACUUUCCCGUCGGAUUAUCCGUACAAGCCACCGGCUAUCAGAAUGGUUACACCGAAUGGGCGUUUCAAGCCCAAUACGCGAUUAUGCCUUUCAAUGAGUGAUUAUCAUCCUGAUACCUGGAAUCCUGGUUGGUCUGUAUCUACCAUUUUGAAUGGAUUACUGAGUUUUAUGACUAGUGACGAAGCUACGACAGGAUCAAUUACCACGUCGGACCAUCAAAAGAAGAUGCUGGCAAGAAAUUCUAUAAGUUAUAAUUCUUUUCAAAACGUUAGGUUCAAACUGAUUUUUCCUGAAAUUGUAGAAGAAAAUGCACAAACUUUAGAAAAGAGAAAGUUAAUGGAGGGGGAAGAUACAAACACAGGCGAGGAAACAGAAGAUGCUUUUACAAAAGCAGCAAAGGAGAAAGUAAUUUCCUUGGAAGAAAUCCUAGAUCCGGAAGAUAGAAUACGUGCUGAACAAGCAUUGGGACAAUCAGAAGCUAACUCUAAAAAAAAUGGGAAGGAACUUAAUGGUAGUUCCUCCAUGGUUUAUAUCGGUAUCGCCCUCUUUUUGUUUUUGGUUGGCCUUUUUAUGAAAUGA
Messenger RNA from Saccharomyces mikatae IFO 1815, 753 nucleotides. RefSeq names its product E2 ubiquitin-conjugating protein UBC6 (gene UBC6). Lineage: Eukaryota; Fungi; Ascomycota; Saccharomycetes; Saccharomycetales; Saccharomycetaceae. The transcript has a single exon. Bases 1 to 753 code for a protein of 250 amino acids. The record is from RefSeq and is a predicted model, not a curated record.